AUGGCGCGAGGCGAGAACGGGGACGAGGACGGGGUCGAGGGCGUGGAGCUGGAGAUGGCGCGCGCGUACGAGGACGCGCUCGGACGGGCGCCGCGGGAGGGGACGGUGAGAGAGGCGCGCGCGUACGCCGGACGAGCGCUCGCGCGGGAACGCGGAGAAGGCUUGGACGGCUCGAAAGAAGAGAUGGAGGCGAAGUGCGCGCGAGUGGCGAUGAUAUCUCGAUAUCUCUCGCGCGCGCUCGAGAAGAGGGCGGGCGUGGGUGAGGAGGAGGAUGCUCGAGACGCGCUGAAGACGCGGGCGGAUUUCGACGUCCUCGUGCGAGAGCUGAGCGCCGCGUACGCUCGGUACCGCGGUGACGACGAUUCAAACGUCUCGUGGUGUCCGCCUAGCACGUUUGAACGUCGAACGGUGAAAUAUUGGGUCCAUCCAAGAGACGUCGUUCCGCUACAGUUGGAGAUUUUGAAGCGUCUGCCCAUUUUGGACUUUCGAGACCAACGCGUUGGCAAAGACGACCGCGAGAAGGAUCAACGUGAUGUCAGCGAUAGAUCGAUGAUCACGUCCGUGUAUCUGGACAACUCAAACUGUGAAGUGUAUCGUUCGCGCCUCGUCCGCGACCAAGGGGCGACGCUCGUUCGAUGUCGUUGGUACGGAGGCGGUCGCUGGGACGACGUCUUCAUCGAGCGAAAGACGCACCAUGAAUCUUGGUCCGGAGAGAAGAGCGUAAAGGAACGAGUGAAGAUAUCGAGAGCGACCGCGGUGUCAAUUUUCGAUGGACACACGCCGCUUCGUGAUCUUCCCGCUUCAGAUUCGGAUUUGAUAAACGAGGUACGGAGUUUGGAGAUUGAUCGUCGAAACAUAAAACCGGUGCUCAUGACGAAAUAUCGUCGCACCGCUUUCCAACGUUCCGAUGGAAAUCAGAUACGGAUUUCGAUCGACACGGAAUUGCAAUGGCGGGAUGUGCGCGACCUCGGAACUCGGGCAAUCUCCAAAUCCUCGCUUCAUGAUUUCUCUCCGCCAUUUGCGUACGCCGUUCUCGAGGUGAAGCUCUCGUGUUCCGAGGAAGAGGAACUUAUGGAGUGGAUCGACGAGGUGACAUCCACGUUCGAUGUCAUACAAGUGCAUAAGUUUAGCAAGUUUCUUCACGGAUGCGCGAUGCACUUUCCUCGAGACGCCUUACACACGCUCCCGCACUGGUACGCGAUUCAGAUGACGGUUGGCGCAAAAGCUCGCGCGCAUAGCGAAAAAGAGUCUCCUGAUCUGGACAUUGAGCGCACAGAAUCAUCGAGCUCCUUUACGGAGCUUUUGCGCACCCUGACUUCGGCGGUGGUGUGUCGACAGAAGGCAAAAGCAUCUUUAGGUUCUUCGAAGAAGGAGGAUGAAGGACGAGACGACGUCGAAGCGCCAGAAAUGCGUCGACGAUACAUGCCAGUUAAAGUGGAGCCAAAGACUUUCUUCGCGAACGAGCGCACUCUUUUGCAAUGGCUUUCUAUGUCAAUACUUCUUCUUUUCCUUGCUCUGGGACUGAUGGCUGUCGAUUUCGGUGGUGGUGACGGCGGCGCGGUGCCGUUUGCUGACGCGUCGAACGCGUCGUACACGAUGCGAGGCCAUUCCUUUGCUGGUGCCGUUUGCGGGAUGAUCAUAGCCCCAAUCGCGAUACUCUUCAUGCUCUACGCGCUAUGGACGUACAUGGUUCGAGCAUGGCGAAUAGCGCGUCGUGAACCGAGUACGAGAUACGACGAUGUUUUUGGACCGGUGGCGUUGGUCGCAAUCCUCGUCGUCGUCGCGACAACCGCUGUCAUCCUUAGCGCAAUUUCUGUCGAUUGGAACAACGUACGAUACGAUCGACUCUAG
Messenger RNA from Ostreococcus tauri, 1851 nucleotides. RefSeq names its product Domain of unknown function DUF202. The transcript has a single exon. The record is from RefSeq and is a predicted model, not a curated record. NCBI's taxonomy places the organism in Eukaryota, Viridiplantae, Chlorophyta, Mamiellophyceae, Mamiellales, Bathycoccaceae. Bases 1 to 1851 code for a protein of 616 amino acids.